GCUCUUUUUAAGAGGAAAGCCAGGCCCGGAGCAGCAGCGAGUCCCAGCAGUGCUCUCGGUGCUGAGCGGCGGACCCAGCUGUCGAGUUCCAGCCAACAUGAGCGAGCGACAAGGUGCUGGGACAACCAAUGGAAAAGACAAGACAUCUGGAGAAAAUGAUGGGCAGAAGAAAGUUCAAGAAGAGUUUGACAUCGACAUGGAUGCACCAGAGACAGAACGCGCAGCGGUGGCCAUUCAGUCUCAGUUCAGAAAAUUCCAGAAGAAAAAGGCAGGGUCUCAGUCCUAGUGGGAGAGCCCCUCCUAGCCCUCCUGAAGACAGCAAAGUCAACCAUCGUCUGUCAGGAAAUUAAAAGAACAGCCUAGAGAGAACUCAUCCACACACACAACACACGCACAGCAAACCUAUAAUGCAUGUACAGAAACCUGUGUAUUUAUUCCCUUGUAGGAGGGUGUAGAUGUGAGUAGCUAAACCUCCAUGUUUAUUUCCAUCACCAUUCCUCCUGCAACUCACUACUUUCCUUGACGUUGUAAUAAAACGGAGUUAAGAUGAG
Nycticebus coucang (slow loris) is the source of this 551-nucleotide messenger RNA. It is a transcript of the gene PCP4, whose product is annotated as Purkinje cell protein 4. Bases 98 to 286 code for a protein of 62 amino acids. The transcript has 3 exons. Gene Ontology annotation, cellular component: cytoplasm. The record is from RefSeq and is a predicted model, not a curated record. Gene Ontology annotation, molecular function: calmodulin binding; calcium ion binding. NCBI's taxonomy places the organism in Eukaryota, Metazoa, Chordata, Mammalia, Primates, Lorisidae.